Molecule: messenger RNA, 4095 nt
Organism: Sphaerodactylus townsendi
Lineage: Eukaryota; Metazoa; Chordata; Lepidosauria; Squamata; Sphaerodactylidae
Gene: CTPS2
Product: CTP synthase 2
Exons: 20
Coding region: 986-2752 (588 amino acids)
Biological process (GO): CTP biosynthetic process; pyrimidine nucleobase biosynthetic process
Cellular component (GO): cytoophidium; cytoplasm
Molecular function (GO): CTP synthase activity; identical protein binding
Source: RefSeq, a predicted model, not a curated record
CUUCACUCACCGUUUUACUGCGGGUUUUUUUUUUUUGGUUUUAUUAAGAACUUUUGCAAAUAUAGUUAAUUAUUUUAUUACAUCACGUAUCCCGUUGGUAGAUUUGGCUGGACAGUCUUUCUCUUCCUUGUACUGUGCUCAGCCGCACUGCCGUAUCUUCUUGUUUUGCGAAUCUUCGCUGUUAGGUUCAAAUGUUGUUUUUUAUUCCUACUUUGUAAUUUGCUUGCAGGUUAACUGCAGAGCUCUUAUCGAGUUUGUCAUCUGCUUUAAGUUCCGAUGAAAAAGACACGCUCGCUAAAUAUGAGUUGUUGCCGCCGAGUUAUGUGAACUGACAAUCGGCUCAACAUAUCGUCUUGGGUAGCUAUUUCCUCCGUUUAACUCACAGCUAUUUUCUAGUAUUUUUGUAAUUCUAUCCUGUCAAAUAUACCGUGAAAAGCAAUUAAAAGCUCAAAUGUAGCCGCCAGCGUCAGUUAUUUUAUCAAAACAAUGUCCAGUGAGCCACCGUAGGAGUGCGUUUUUCCGUCAGCUGGGAGGGAAACCCGGUCAAGCCUCGGCGCUUCUGCUUGCGGGAGUUCAAGCGACCCGCCGCUCAGGUUGGAACGCGGGUCCCCCCCAACGGCCGUCGAGGGAACUGCAGGAGAGGUCUGCGCCGCCGGGGCAGGGGGAGGGGGCCGAGGGACCCGCGGCUUCUCCCAUAGGCUCUUUGCCGCCGUUUCCGCCGCGUUCGCAUCACCUGCCGCCAGGUAAGCGGCCUUUCUCACCUGUGACCCGCUCGCGCCUUGCCUGAGAGCCGGGUUUUGCGAAGACGUUCUGGCAAGUUGCUUUCCCUCCCCGUCUGCCCUCGGGGCUGCUGCUGCGACACUGGCGACCAAGCCCUGUGGCCAUCUAUGGUGGCUGCUUGUGGCGGCUUCUUGAAAGCGUGGGCCUCCACGGGGUUUUUCAUAGAUUUCCAGUUCGAGAUUUGCAGUGUACCUUUAAGUACCCCAUGAAGUACAUCCUGGUAACUGGUGGUGUUAUUUCAGGAAUUGGUAAAGGAAUUAUUGCAAGUAGCAUCGGCACCAUCCUGAAAUCAUGUGGCCUUCGAGUUACUGCGAUCAAAAUAGAUCCUUACAUUAACAUAGAUGCUGGAACCUUCUCACCUUAUGAACAUGGUGAAGUUUUUGUUCUGAAUGAUGGUGGAGAAGUUGAUUUAGAUUUGGGAAACUAUGAACGAUUCUUGGAUAUUAAUCUUUAUAAGGACAAUAACAUAACCACUGGAAAGAUCUAUCAGCAUGUCAUCAAUAAAGAGAGGCAUGGUGACUACUUGGGGAAAACAGUUCAAGUUGUACCACACAUUACUGAUGCUGUUCAAGAAUGGGUAAUGAACCAAGCAAAGGUUCCUGUGGAUAGCGAUAAGAAAGAGCCACAGAUAUGUGUAAUUGAACUGGGUGGAACUAUUGGAGACAUUGAAGGAAUGCCUUUUGUGGAAGCUUUCCGACAAUUUCAAUUUAAGGCCAAAAGAGAAAAUUUUUGCAAUAUCCAUGUCAGUCUUGUGCCACAGCCUAAUGCUACUGGAGAACAGAAAACGAAGCCUACCCAGAACAGCGUCCGGGCUUUAAGAGGUCUUGGUCUCUCUCCUGAUUUGAUAGUGUGCAGAAGUACUAAGCCUAUAGAAAUGGCGGUGAAAGAAAAAAUCUCCAUGUUUUGCCAUGUAGAACCUGAACAGGUAAUAUUUAUCCAUGAUGUUUCUUCUACUUACCGGGUGCCAAUCCUGUUGGAAGAACAAGGCAUAAUUAAAUAUUUUAAAGAGAGGUUGAACCUGCCAAUCGAUGACUGGCCAAGUGACCUUCUUUUCAAAUGGAAAAAAAUGGCAGAUAGGUAUGAGAGGAUGCUGAAGACGUGUUCUGUAGCUCUGGUUGGCAAGUACACAAAACUGAGUGAUUGCUAUACCUCUGUUUUCAAGGCCCUGGAACAUUCAGCUUUGGCAAUUAAUCACAGACUUGACUUAAUGUAUAUAGACUCAGCAGAUCUUGAACAUAAUACAGAAGUUGAGAAUCCAGUGAAAUUCCAUCAAGCCUGGCAAAAAUUAUGCAAAGCAGAUUGUGUUUUAGUCCCUGGAGGUUUUGGACACAGGGGAACAGAGGGAAAACUUCAAGCUAUUUCAUGGGCAAGAAAAAAGAAGAAGCCUUUUCUUGGAGUUUGUUUGGGGAUGCAACUGGCAGUAGUGGAGUUUGCAAGGAACUGCUUGCACUGGCCAGAUGCAAAUUCAACAGAGUUUGACCCAAGCACUAAGAAUCCUGUUGUCAUUGACAUGCCUGAACAUAAUCCUGGAGAUAUGGGAGGAACAAUGAGAUUGGGAAAAAGGAAAACAGUGUUUAAAGCCGAGGACUCAAUCUUAAGAAAACUCUAUGGUGAUGACUCUUUUGUAGAAGAACGACACAGACAUCGCUAUGAGGUGAACCCUGAGUUGAUUAGUAUAUUUGAAGAAAAAGGUUUGAAAUUUGUUGGCCAUGACACUGAAGGGAGGAGAAUGGAAGUCGUUGAACUGGAUGAUCACCCAUACUUCAUUGGUGUCCAGUUCCAUCCAGAGUUUUCCUCAAGACCCAUGAAGCCUUCACCUCCCUACCUUGGCCUCUUGCUUGCUGCAACAGGAUCACUCAGUGCAUAUUUGCAACGUGGAUGCAAACUGUCUCCGAGAAAGAAUGACAGCUACAGUGAUCUCAGUGAUUAUAGUUUUCCAGAAAAAGAACUUCCUGAAUCAGAAACAAACUGAAAAUUUUGUAAAACAGCAGAAACAUGAAGGAUGCAGAUGAAAACUUCAAGUGGAAGGAAAGGACUUUACAAAGGAAAAAAGCUUUUAAAUCAUCAAAGAAGACUACCACAACUGCUUUCCAUACGUAUCAUGGAGACCUCCUGUGUUCCAGACAAUACUUCUGCUGCCCCAAAGGAAAAAAAAUCAAUUCAAUUGAAACAUAACUCUUUAAAAUUGCAUAAAGGACCAUCCUAUCUUGAUUGCAGUUGAAUCUGUGCUAGCUUUUAGUGGCUGGAAGAGGUGGGAAUAUUUUAAUACAUUUUUAAUCACUUAUAGAAUGUCAGCCUGAAGAGCAUAUUGCUUUUAAAAACCUGGGAGGAAUAUAAUCAGUCUAUUAGAUCAAACUUAAUCUAAAGCUCAUUUCCUAUAAUUUUCUGUGGUUGACCAUCCAAAAAACAAAUGUUUUAGUAAGUGAUGAUGUUAUGCAUACUUUUUCGCCUUGUCCCUUGACUGUAUUGUUGAACGACUGUAACUGUUGGAGUACAAAGACAGUUUAGUAAAUAAUGAAGCACAAGAAUGUAAGCUAUACACUGUUAUAUAAAUCCCAAAUCUUAGUGUCCAUAUCCAUUGUGAAUAAAGUGAAGGAGCUGGUGUGAACAUCGAUUUGAAAUUCAAGUAAUUUCUUUCUUUUGUCCCCCACUGAAAUCUGUUUUGUGCCAUCUGGGUCCAUUUGUACCACAUUAGGACAGUCCUGAAAAUGUUGAAACUUGACUGAACCCAUUUCAUUUUAGUAGCAUUAAUGCACAUAGUAACAUUCAAUAUAGUAGCAUUCAUUUAGUAACAUUCAUUUUAGUAGCAUUAAUGCACAUAGUAACUACAGACAGAACUGCAUUUUAUUUACCGUGUCUACCACAGUGUGGCAGCAGUCAUCUCAUCAAAAACAAAAGGUUUAUUUUGCACUACAUCUACUUGCUUGAAAGUAGUGAAGGUAAGUUUGGGCACCUAGUCAGCUAGUGGUGGCCAUAUUAUUGCACUUUUUAAGAAGACGACUUUCAGGCUGUCCUUUAUUUUCCUAUAAAUUAUAUCAGAUAUUUUUAAUAUGAUCUUUUAUUAAUUGUUUUAGAAAUCCACUGGUUUUCUAAUUCUUAGACCUAUUUGAGACAUGGAAAGAAAUCUGGAAACAUUGACUGUAUUUGAAUUUUUGAACUGCUUAUAUAAUGUGAUGAUAAUUCUGAGAGGUGAUUUACUAGAUAAUUAUAUCUAUCAGAACUUGGUCAUGAUUUCUGUAGCAUGUCAGAGUAUUCUUAAGACCUUCUGUAGAUUUAAAAUGGAUUUUGAAGUUUAUUAAAAUAUUAAAUAGAGAA